Xenopus tropicalis (tropical clawed frog) is the source of this 1489-nucleotide messenger RNA. RefSeq lists its product as uncharacterized. NCBI's taxonomy places the organism in Eukaryota, Metazoa, Chordata, Amphibia, Anura, Pipidae. The transcript is spliced from 5 exons. The record is from RefSeq and is a predicted model, not a curated record. The coding region runs from base 72 to 857 and encodes 261 amino acids. Gene Ontology annotation, biological process: generation of catalytic spliceosome for second transesterification step.
UGUCUAGGCAACGGUAAUGCGCUCCUCUGACUGGGGCUUCGUGACGUGUCAACUCGGAAGCGGAAGGAAACAUGGCUAGGAAUGAGGAGAAGCAGCACGGGAGGCUGAACCGGCUCUGGCUUCAGAAGGCUAAGGAAGAGGGCCACAUCAAGGACAUUAACAGCAACAGGCCUAGGUUGUCUGCCUUACAUACUGCUUCAGAUGUGAAGAAAUGGAUCCCUAGCAUUAAAAAUGAGAUAGAAUACUAUUUAGAGCAAUCCCAGCUUACACACUAUUCAGAGAGAAAAAUAAAAGAUUUCCAGGACAAAAUUGAAACACUGAAGAAAGAGUAUCAAAGUUAUCUGUGGAAGUUACGCAGGUUGGACCCUUCCUGUAAAGAUCAUCCUUGGAAACUGAGAGGGUAUAAAAGAAAGAGGACAGAGGAAGAGAAAGUGCCAUCUUGGGUAGAAUCAGGAUAUCACACUGGUGCCAAGUUACUCUGCACACCUAUUCUCAAUGACUUUAAUCAAGAAUCCUACACAGACUCUGAAGAAGAAACCUCGACCCCUGACAAAGGAGAGGAUAAAGCAACCAGACCAGACAGUCCAAAUAUCAGUCUUGAUGUUCAGGAUAAACCUUUAAUUUUUGAUAGUAAAAAAUCCCAUCCAAAGCAUCUCUGGCUCAGGUCAACUUAUAGUCUAUCUGCUCGUGGCACAAACCAAAUAAAAGACAUUCUCCUGUCAAAUAAUCCAGAACUGAAAGGGACCAGCAGUAUGCCAACUAGUCAAGAGGAUACUGCACAAGGACCUGUAAGUGGUGGCAAGUUGAAUGGGAUUCUGGGGUUGGACUGUUACACCUCUUCUGAAGAUGAUAGCUGAUGAAACCAGUUUACAACCUAAAGCUGAUAAACAGUAUGAGUAAAAAGAGAAAAAAAUAAUUGCCUAAACUGCCAACUGUAAUAAAUAUGAAGGUACAUUUAGAACUGGUAAGCCCUAGCCACCAUGUGUAUUAUAUGUGAAUGGUAGAACUGUGACUGGUAAAUAUAGUGGUAGCACUGUGUUCACUAACCGACACUUUGGAGUUGCUACAAACUAUAUAUACAGCCAUUAUUUGCACACACAAAGGAAAAAAGCUAUAAUUGCCAGUGCUUGUGUUCAGCCAGUGUGAAUGGAUUUCACUAUGUUGUGGCAAUUUUCCUUUAGAAAUUCUCUAUUGGAAAAAAAAAAAUGUUCAUAUCUUUAGAAAUGUAGUCAUAUGUGCAAAUAGUCAGAUAACUACUCUAUUAAAGGGAUAUUGGUGUCAAUUAAUUAACCACCUUUUUCGUAAUUUUGUUUUAAUGUUCUAAUGUUAUUGUUAUAACAUUAGAUACAGAUUUUUAUAACUGACCUUUUCUGUUUUGUUUCAGUCAUAGCUUUUAUUACAUAGCCAGACAGUUUGGACGCAUAUCUGGAAUCGCUGCCAUAAAACAAGUCAAGAUAGCAGUUAAGAAAAAUAUACCUUUUUGACAUGA